This is a messenger RNA of Pelagomonas calceolata, 1317 nucleotides long. The record is from the annotation of a GenBank genome assembly. Lineage: Eukaryota; Pelagophyceae; Pelagomonadales; Pelagomonadaceae.
CAGGCCGGGGCGCGGCCCGCGGUCGCGCCGCUGCCGCUGCCGCGCGCGCUAAGGCGAGAGGGCCCGCCGCUGCCGCGCUACAAUAGGGAAGGAGAGGCCGCCGCCGCGGCGCGCGCGGCCGCUGUAGCAAGAGCCGCGCUCGACGCCCUGCCGCAGCCGCCGGCUCACCGCCUCGACCCGAUUACACCAAGACGUAGGGUCAAUGCGAACAUCCACCUGUCGCUGACGACGGAGUUCGCGACUCUUGUUGGUGAAACUCCACCCUCCUUCCCCUGUCCUAGUCGUCGGAGGAACGGGCCUACGUUACACGUCUCACUGCAGCCGGAAUUUGCAGAGCUCCUGGGCCUGGAGGAGUCGGACGAGGACGACGACGACAGAUCUAUUCUAUCCGCUGUGUCCUUCAGCGCGCGGUGCGUGCCUAUUGAUGAAGAGGAACGGCCGCGCUCCGCCGGUAGCACGGUGUCAUUCCGAGUACGGCCGACGUCUCCAGCAAGUGUCGUCAGCGAGGACAUCGAGGCCGACGCGACGUGGUGCGGCAACUGGCGUUCUCGAAGGGCGGCGCAGGAGCCCGAGGACGAGAUGGACGUCACGUCAUUGAGGACGGCGUUGGCGCUCGCGCGGCGCGACGCCGCCGCAGCGAGAGCCGACGCCGCCGCGGCGAGGAGACAUGCGAGACGGCGAGCGGGCGCCGCCCGAGCGGACGCUUUAGCAGCUCGAAGAUCAGCGCGCGACGCGGCCGAGGCCUUCGAUGCCGUGGCCGAGGCGGCCGCGGCGGCUGCCCGGGACGCGUCUCGCGCGCGCUCGAAUCAAGCAGCAGCAGAAGCGGCCCACGCGGCAGCUAGAGCGCAACUACGCCGCGCUAGGGACGGCGAGGUCUUCGUGGACGCGCUGGACGCGUUGGAGGCCUUCGACGACGUACCUCCACCACCGCCAAAAGUCGAGCCGCCACUGACUCCGGAAACAGCGUUGACUGCGUGCGAGCGGGCCUUCCUGCCCCAAAAACUGCAGCCGCUUUCAUUAGAUGCGUUGGCCGAUCUGGAUCGGCGCGUCCAACACCUGGGGGAUGAACUGAAGCGCCAGGUCGUCGACCGCGCGCGCUGCGGCGACGAGGCGUCCCAGUGCGCGCUGUGUUGCUCGGCUUCCAAAUCAAUUGCGUUUGUCGACUGCGGCCACGCCGUCUGCGGCGCGUGCGUCGAGCGCGUCGACCGGUGUCCUUUUUGUAGAGGGCCUGCGCAGCCGACGAUCCGCAUACACCUCUGAAUUCGAAUUCCCUUCCCCCCUGUUGCUGCUGGACAUAAGGUCUACUCUACACAAGUC